UUCCAUUGAUUGCGAGAACCGAGAACGGAUGCGUAAAAUACUUGAUCACGAACAUUUGCUAUAUUUUGCUCUAUUCUUGAAUUGAUGUCCAUUUUGACGGUUGUGGAUGUUCAAAGAAUGAUAGAGCUCAAUUACUGCUGACAAGAUCUUACAGUAAAGGACCAACGAAAACAAAGGACGGCUUUCUGAAUCACCAGGCGAGACAACAGGGUCUGUGUCCGUGAUGAGAAAAAUGAGAUAAAUACACACAUUGAAAGAAUGAUGACUACCACUCUUUCAUAACUGAAGAACCUCUUAAAGCUGUAUACUAAAGCAUCAACUGAUUGUAACCUCCUACAUCAGUGUUGAGCACGUCAUCCUAGCGGGGAAUCUGGUCCAGUACACCCCGGGCGCAAGUGCCAGUGUGCGGACCCCUAGAUAAGCAACCAUGUCUGGUCCUAUGCACGCAGGUCUGUGAUGGAGUUCAACCCCCUGGACCUGUUGGCCAGCGCUGCUGAGCUUCAACAAAAAACAGAUGACGGUACCGAGAGGAUUAUCCUGACUCGACAGAAGCACCAGAGUGGAACCAAACCCUCCACAACUGUUAAUGGGCAAAAGGAAAACCGGGAAAUCCACAACAACAACAAUGGGAAAAUGCGCCCGAAGCCCAGUGUUGUUAUUGUGAAAAAGAUGAAGGUGGACAAAGGGCAAGCAGGGCUGGAGAAAAUGUUUGAUGAACAUAAUUAUGGAAAUGCUAAGAAAAGUAAUAAAUUUGACUUGUUGAAAGAUGAUAGCUCCGAGUUAAACAGCAAUAAAAUGAGACGUGCUAGUUCAGAUUUAGAUACACAAAGCUAUGGCCGUUCACAUGUAAAUGAGGUUUCUGAAGUGGGAAAUAGAGAUAACACCACAAGUCCUCCAGCCCAUAGCCUGACUGUUUCACAUACAAAUAAUAGUGAGUCAGCUGAGAGCACAUGCGAAGGGAAGUGUACAUGUGGCCACAGUGAUAAUAAAGUGACAUGCUCUAAUGCUUGUAGUUAUACUAGGACAGAAAAUGAAACAAGGGAUAAUAAAUGUUUGAAGUGUACUAACAACUGCUCAUGUAGUGGUAAUAGAUCUUUACCUGUUGAGGAUUGUGAUAGGAUUGAGCAUUCAAAGGUGACCAACAUUAAUACUGGCUUAAAUGAUAACAAAGAUAAUUGCUCUGAUAAGGUUAUUAUGAGAUGCACAAACACUGGUAGCAGUCAUAACAUUGGAGUGUCCAAACAAGAUGGGGAUGUACCAACUAGAAUGAUUGUGAAUAGACUGAAACUGAAUGAUAAAACUGGGGAAUUUAUUACACAGAAUGGUGCCAAAGUUAUAAUCAAGUCGCCUUUGAAUGGAAAUAUCAAGAAAUCUAAUGAAUCUCUUACAUCAGAGGAAUUUAAGAACAAAGCUUAUUCAAAUAAUAAUGGAAAGGUGCAAAAUAUGGUGUCUUUAAAGGGAACAAAAACUGCUAAACAAGAGACAUCAAAUCACAAGUCUACCUCUGUAAUAACUAGUGCGAAAAUGCCUUAUGUGAAGGUAAUGCCAGCAAAGGAGCUGCACUCUGAGACUUGUAUCGACAAGAAAAAGCCUGAGACUCUAGUGAUCAAUAUUUCUCGUGGACUUAGCUCUGGCAGCAAUCUGACAAAAUCAGCAGGUCUUACCAAUAGGCAGUCAGUUCAGUCACAAGCAGAAAACAGUGACACAUCUUGUCACAACAAUAAUAAUUGUGAAGCAAAAAUCUCAAAUAAUGUUGGGAUCAUUAAAUCCAUUGUUGUAAAUGAAAGUGUAAAUGAAUUGAACAAGAAAAACAGUGAAUUAAGCACAAAACGUAAGCCUGUUAUUUAUACUAUGGUUCCAAAUCGGAAGCCAAAAUUAGAGAUGCCAGAUUGUAAUUCCAUCAGUUGUCAGGCUAAAUCAACAACUUGCAGCACUCUCAAGGCUUUGGAUCUGACAGACACCAUGUGUACGGAUGAUUCCUCAACAAGUGUUCAUUUGCUUUCCCCGGACAGGCGAAACCCCGACUCUAUGGGAGUUGUGGAAAGCCCAGUCUUGUCCACGGACUCUGAUCUCAUGCAUGACGAACCUUUGGAUGUAAAUAUUUGUGAUAAAAAGCAAGGAACAAUCCUUUUUUCAACAGGUAGUGAUACAAUAGGGUCAAAACUUACUUCAGAUUCAUUAGAAACUCAGUGUGAAGCUUUGCCUACACAUAGUGAAAAUUUACACCAGGAUAGUGCUAUGGACUUAGAAACAACUGGAAUUGACUCGAUAUCAGAUACCAGGGAACUUAUGAAAGAAUCGAGGCUAGAAUCCACAGAAAAUCAGGAUAGUUGUGAUAUUCGUAGUGCUAAUGACUUGUUAACAGAAUCUAAGGGAAAUGAUGUACCAAUUUUCAGGUUUGAUUCGGACCAUUGUUAUGCAGGGGCCCCAGGAGUAAAAACAGGUAGUCAAAAUAAGAGUGCAGAAAUACAUACAGAUACACAAACUGUUUCAGCAGAAAAGCCUCAUACUCAAUUAGAAGAAGCCCGGACUCCAUUGGGCUCCACUAGUGAGCUAUCCCAGGAUAGCGGUUAUGAAGACACUACAACACAGUCACCAGUAGCGGACCCACCUGCCACUGUUGUGGUCCCCACAAGUGAGAAAUCUGGUGUGAAAAACUUGGUACCUGUCCUUGUCAGUGUGAACAGUAAUGGCAGUUUGACCUUGCAUGAUUCAAACCUUUCAAAAAGCCUUGGAGGCAAGAUGUUUGCAAUACCUGAAAAUUUUGCCUCCGGGAUUAAACUCAUUCCUGGGCCCAAUUUUACUUCACUGGCUCAGCCCUUGAUAUUGUCACCUGUGGGAAAAAGUACGUCACCAGUGAUAGUAGAAGCACCCAAGCAGACACCCAAACUGGUUCCAACUAGAGCAGAGAGUAUUCUUGGAUUGUUGAGUCCACAAAAAGCUGAUCUUAAAUCUGCUUUCCAGUUAUCACAGUCGGCCAAGCUGCAAGCCUCCCCUCCAAAAGUUGGCAAAUUUAAGAUUGGAUCAUUUGCAUCAUUUAGUAACUCUGGUAUGGGCAUUGAAAGUAACACACCCAUAUCAAAUAUGGGCAGUUUGAACAAAUCUCUAAUGCCAACAUCUGCACUGGAAAUUGCAGAAAAAAUGAAAAAGCCGUUGUCCAGAAGCAGGUCAAACAGUGGCAAAUCUUCACCAGCAACUGACAGUCUUGGCUCACUUGUACAGAAAGUAAAGGGCAACUUGGCUCAUUCUCCGGUGACAGCUGUUGAAAAUGGCUUCAGCACGCCACAAGAUCAUAUUCAGCAUGAUCACGACUAUUGUACAAAGAAUCUUAUGCCCACUAUGGUCACAAGUUUACUAGAGCAAAGGCUAUUGCAGAAAGAUGUCCCAAAAUCUAAGCCUGUUCACCAUGGUAAAGGAAAGAAAAUUGACACAGACUAUCACAGAGAUACACAUAAAACAGAAAGGAGUGGUAAAAGAAAAAGGCUUUCCUCAUCUUUGUCAAAGUUAGACUCUUUGGAUGAUAUAGAAGUUGACAGUGAAAGUGACACACAGAGCAUACCAGAUAAACCUAAGGGAAGGUUUGAGAAAUUUCUUGAAAAGACUCGAACCGCAGACCCAAAAGUGAAAAUAACAGGCAGUAGUAAUUUUCAGGACCAGUUUGUUUAUUUCAUGAACACGACCAAGCGUAGCAGAAGACGUGAAAGUAAAGACUCUCCGCUACCAUUGUCAGGGGACCGUGUAUUUAUACCCCCUAAGCCUGGAGAUAUUAUAGUGCCUCAUUUGACCGACCAAGACAUUGAGAACUUAAAGUUACGGUCCAAGAAUGCCAAGAAUUCCAGUCUGCAGGGUUCCAAUUUCCUGAAAAAUGAAUUUAUGGCUGCUAAGCUAGCCAAUCAGCAGUUUUCAGCUCAACCUACGAGCGAGUCUGCAGAUGAUGAAAAGAGUAUCAUCAACACCAUUCUCAGUAUGGAAAAUGAUGAAAGUUUAGCUUCUCCAGCUACUAGUGAACCCCCAGGAUAUAACGAGUCUAUGGAGAUGUAUGGUCAGGGCAUUGGUAAUGAAUCAAAUGACAUCAUGAACUUAUUCUCUGAGCAGAUGAAUUUAACCCAAGAACAAAUGGAUUUAUUGUUCAGUGCUGUAGAUGAGGUGCAGAAUUCCUCCCCAGGACUGUUGAGCUCUGAUAAGCUAUCCCCAGGUUCAACUAACCCCACAUUAAGUCAUUUCCCUAUCCCUGAGUUUGGGGCAACCACUGAUUUGGUCAGCACCCCUGUGCCCAAUUCCCAGACCCCAGGUUCAUCAGAAACAAACAUUCUAGGCACAAGCCAAACAUCUGUUACCGAUAAACAGUCAUUGGAGGAUAAUGUAGUGUCCGGGGCUCAAAAGGUUAUUGAAAAAUCAUCCGUUGCACCAGCAGUCACUACAGCAGCUGAUGCUAUUGCUAGCACUACAACUACAACUUCUUCCUCCAGCAAGAUGGCAGUUACAUCAGAGACCACCCAAGCUGUUGCAGCGGGUAGUGAACCCCCUGCAAACCUCACAGUAUUAUCAGCAGCGACUGCAGCAACUGCAGCAACAGCUACAACAACAACAACAACAGCCCCAGUUCUGUCUGACAACACCACAACAACAACUACAGCUGUUACUGGUGGAGAGCCGUCGAUACAGAUUCUUGAUGAGGGCAUUAAAGAUGCGAGCUCAGAAACUGGGUUGGAGAAAGAAUCAAUGGAAGUUGAUGCACAUGGAAAGGAGACUGAGCAAGUAGAAGAGGUUAAAAAUGAAAACACUGCCCCUCCAUCGCCUGGUGGCUCAAUACCACAAUCUACAGAAAAAGAAAAUGUUUGUGAAAAUUUAGAAAGCAACACAUUUUUGACCUCAAAUCAAGAGAAUGACCAAAAAACACUAAACUCAGAUAGUUCCUCAGCUAAUUUUAAUUCACUGCCACCAACACCCAGUAACACUGACUCUGGUAGCAUUUCACAAGAAUCAUCCCUCCCUGCGUUGGCAGACUCAGUAUCUGUAUCAGAAAAGAGCUUGUUCCCAUCAGGUGUUGGAAGUGCUGCUACAACUGUUGUUCCUGACCUGACGAUGACCCAGUCAACUCCGUCUUUGACCUCAGACAUCUCUCUGUCACAACUGGACAUUCUUGGCAAUGACUUUAAGCUAGAUGGGUAUAAAUCGGACCUGUUUACCGAUACAAGUGUUCCCCCGGUCUCUGCGGGUUCUUCUGUGGGCCCCUUAACUCUUCCUCAGGCUACCACUUCAAUAGAUUUCCAAGCUUCUAACUCCCUGAUAGACUAUCAGGCACCAUGGAUUGUGACUAUGAGCAUGUUCUGGAAUGAUCUGCCCGCUAUAAUGAUUAAGAACCAGCCUUUUGUGAGGUUGGUAGACAUUCACAAACAAAUAUUGCCAGCAAAAGACACAGGUAUCCUUAAGAAACGUUGCCAGCUAAUGGGAAUAAGAGUGGAAAAUUGUUCAGAAAUGCAGAGGUACUUUAUUGUGCAGUAUGGAAGAGCAAUAAACUCUAAAAGUACCUUGAUAAUAUCUCAGGAAAAUGCUAAAGAACUAAUUGGAUAUUAUGUGAACCCGCAACCUAAGUCAUCACAUCCAAGCGAUCACAAGUCAAUAAUCGACCACCGGCGUGAGCAGCUCCGCCGUAUUGCCCUUGCGAGACGGGCGGCCAUGAAAGCCCAAAAGCCUGUGGACAAGAAGGAUGACCCUCGUGAGAUACAUGAACACAAGGACACCAGUGGCACAGACAGCCUCCUUGAGUCACCAAAGACUGCCAACGGAAGUGUUGCUCACCCAGGGUUCCCAGCAGCCCCUCGGCUAGGCGCGACCCCGGAGGUGCGAUCACAAAGGGCAACACGACACAAAAAGAUCAACUUUCUCGAGAUGCUGCGAGGUGACUCGGCAGCAAACAACGAGGAAGAGACACAUGACACAGCAGAGAAGUCCAAAAAGAUAAAGAACACCCCUGACAUGGGAGAAGGGAAGAAGCGGAAGCAGCCGGUGGAGCGAAAAAUGAAGGUGGUACGCUACACCAUUGAGUCGGACAGUAGCGAGGAGACGGAUAGCGUGGCGUCUGAGUACAGUUCCAGCUACGAGACUGACAGCGACUGCCAUGUCACACCGAUCAGGAAACCUCCCAUAAAACAACGCAAGCUGGGCCCACCUAUACAACUGAACAAACCCAAGCCCUUGAAGGUUAAGACAUUUCCCAGCAAGACUUUCAUAAAAGGUUUAAAAGUGAAAAUCCGACCAAACAGUAACAAAUCUCGCCCUGUUGCUACCUCGACCCCAAAUGCUGUUCAGGACAAUGGAAAAAGUAAGGCGUAUGGUUUGCAAGGUGUCAAAGUUGGCAAAUAUCAGUCUCUCACACCAUUGGGGCUAAGUAAAAAGCUGGUUGAUAAAGCAAAGGAAGGAAGUCACACUGUAGAAGUUCAAACUGCCAUCGAGUCUGAAGAAAGUGUGGAGGAAGCCUCCCCGGCUACGUUUGUGGACAAUCUAUUGAGUUCAAGGUCAGCUAGUGUUGAAAUGUCUGAGGUGGAUUUAAAAGUCUCGCCAACACUACCAGAUGAGAUAUUGGAAAGCAGUGACAGGUCAGAGAAUAUUGAACAUAUGGAAAAUACAGAUGCUGAAAAACCAAGUGCUAGUCAACCCGAAUAUGUACAUAUGGAUGUUGAAUCUAUCGGUUUGAAACAAUUAAGUGACUCAAUAACAGAAAGUAAGCCUCAGUCAACAGUAGAAAACAGGUUGUGUGCGAAUGAAAUAGAACUCGCUACCCCACAUACCCCCAUGUCCAUUUCUAAACGGAAGGACAGUGUUCAGAUUGGUUCGGAGGAGGUUCCCCUGCGGGUCGUUCACCGAGAUGCGAGCCCCCAAGCCGAGCCCCGAACUAGAUCCCAGCUUGGUGAGGUGUUCGUUGACCACUACCACAACAAGAAGUCAAUGUGUGUGAGGUGUUACACCUGCCGCAGGCUCCUGUCUGUGGACAACUUCCUACAACACCUGCACGAUAACUCCGGCUUGAUACAAAUUAACUCUCCAAGAACGAUAGAUACAGGGGAAUAUGAACUGAAUGAAAAAGAGCAGAAACUGUGGGAAACAUUUCAACGUAAAAAAGAACUGUUCGACAACAACCAGCUGCCAUCACCGGGAAUUAUACAGGACACUUUGAUGUACAAUAUUGGGGAUGACACGAAGUCUGUAAUGAAACAUCCGCAAGAAAUUGUUAAAGAACCAGUGCAGAAAAAGCCAACGGGCCCAAGAAUUAUAAAAACACCGGUAUCUUUGAGAAAGGAAAAAGUCAUGAGAAAAAAUGCUCCAAAAUUAUUGACAAGAACUGUUGUGCCAACCUCUGUUCAAAGUCAGAAAUCACUGUGCACGCCACCAGCUGUGCAGGAAAAUACGGAUGGUAUAAGAUCUAGUGGCAGAAAAAGAAAACUCAAACAGCUCUACCCAUUUGAGGAAUACUCGUAUGCUAAAUUCCCCAGAUUAAACAAAAACCUGCAUGAUAAUCAGAAUUCAGGACAUUAGCUGUGGUUAAAGGGGGACAAUGCUUUCAAAUUAUUUUUGUUGCUGUUUGACCUUUUUUUUAUUUAGUUUAUAAUUUAGAAACGAGUUUAUCGUGAAAAUAAAGUAGAAUUGGGCGUUUUUGUUUUGUUUUUUUUAACCUGUUUACUUUACAUCUUAAAAAAAAAAUCAUGAUUAUGUGCUUGCAAAGAUAGAUGUAGUAGAACAUGGAAUAUUAGUGCUUAACAUUUUUUUAUAUAUUAAUUAGAAUGUUGAAUACUUACUAAGCAUUUUUAAUACGGGACCUGUUUUUGUUAAAUUUUGUAGCAAUUUUUUUGAAUCUGUAGGGGAAAAAGGAAAAAAAAAAGCUUGUUUGUUUUUUCUGGGUCAUUAUUGACAUCAUUGUAGAUGUUAUAUUUAUCCCCCAUGUCGAUGUCUAUAUACACAUGUUGUACAGCCCAUUACAAGUGAAUAUAUGUAUUAUAUAUAUUGUACUGUAAGACAUUUUCUGCUGUGUUAUAUUGUUUUCAUGAUGUGACAUGCAGUACAUUCUUCAAUGUGUAGUAAAUACUUGAUAAUUAAUAAGACAAGGCGUCUAGUUUAUACACACACUGCCUUUUUAUGUCUGUUUUUUUCUGAGUUCAGUUUGGUGUUUAAUAAAGUGGUUGGUAUUGAUACAACUUAAAACUUCAUGAAUGGACUAAGACUUACAUCAGCUCAAGGUUUGCAUGUAAGGCUGUUGUAAGUCCUACUAUUAAUUCAAGGAGUUACUUGAGUUUCACAGACACCCUCAAUCUGUAUACAAGUUAUAUGUAAAGUUUAAGAAUGGAAUACAAUUUACAUCGUUGAACAAUAAUACAUGUGAACGGGACAUAUUAUUAUUGUAACUAUACGGUUAUCUUAUUUGCAAGUCAGUCUGUUAAAUUUUAUAUCUUACGAGUUUUGAAAAGUAUUGCAGUGAAAAUUGACAAAACUUAAAAACUUUGUUUAUUUUUUAAAUGGUAAAUGUUAGUUAACCGUUUUUUUUCACAUUAAUUAAAUUGAUUCUAAAGACAGCCAUGCUAAGAUCCUUCAUAAGUUUAACUGAAUAUUCAGUGAAAUUAUAUUUUAAUAUUGAUAUCAGGCAAUAUUAAGGUCACUGUUUAUAUUGACAAUGUUCAACCAAUGUUUAGUUGAAGGGAGAUAACUUACCUGCAUUUAUUUUUCUCUAUUAGGACGGCUAGUACAUUUAGUUGAUGACUUUGUUAGACAUUGUGCUUACGUCCUCCCCACAUUUUGUAAUAUGCUAAUAUUCCAUCGUAAUAUUCACUGUUAUAAUUAUUAUUAUGAUUAUUAUCGACCAUUGUCUAAACAUGGUGUUUUAAAUAACUUACAUUAUUUCUAUUUAGUUUCACAUUGUUUAUUUGACAAUUGGAAUUAAAUGCUUGAAAAAAAGAAUAAAAGUUAAAAUCAC
Mya arenaria is the source of this 8965-nucleotide messenger RNA. RefSeq lists its product as uncharacterized. The transcript is spliced from 7 exons. Lineage: Eukaryota; Metazoa; Mollusca; Bivalvia; Myida; Myidae. The record is from RefSeq and is a predicted model, not a curated record. The coding region runs from base 457 to 7536 and encodes 2359 amino acids.